Molecule: messenger RNA, 486 nt
Organism: Clonostachys byssicola
Lineage: Eukaryota; Fungi; Ascomycota; Sordariomycetes; Hypocreales; Bionectriaceae
Source: the annotation of a GenBank genome assembly
AUGGACCACCACGCCCACAUGAAUCACGGUGAUAUGGAUCAUGGCGAUAUGGACCAUGGAGGUCAUGGAGGCAUGGAAGAUAUGUGCAACAUGAACAUGCUGUUCACUUGGGACACCACCAACCUCUGCAUCGUCUUCCGCCAAUGGCACGUCCGCUCUACAGCAUCCCUCAUCUUCUCCCUCCUUGCCGUAGUCCUCAUCGGCAUCGGCUACGAAGCCAUCCGCGCCUUCUCCCGCCGCUAUGAGCUCGCCUCAUCCAAGCGCGUCGAAUCCCUACCGAGACAAACCCAGGCCCAGCUCUCCCAGCGGACGCACGUCAUCAAGGGUGCCCUGUAUGCGCUCCAGAACUUUUACGCAUUUAUGCUCAUGCUCCUGUUCAUGACGUACAACGGCUGGGUCAUGAUUGCUGUUACCCUGGGCGCGUUCUUUGGAUACCUCAUUUUUGGAAAGUCAUCUUCUGCGACCAAGGAGAACGCUUGCCACUAA